Messenger RNA from Linderina pennispora, 1008 nucleotides. RefSeq lists its product as uncharacterized. The transcript has a single exon. The record is from RefSeq and is a predicted model, not a curated record. Lineage: Eukaryota; Fungi; Kickxellomycota; Kickxellomycetes; Kickxellales; Kickxellaceae. The coding region runs from base 1 to 1008 and encodes 335 amino acids.
AUGGCGAAAUCCCUGAUCAUCGACUACCGCGGCACUGAAAACUCGGCACAGCACCCACCGCAGCUCUACGACGCCCUAAGCUCGAUGCUCAGUGACGCUCUGCCGAACAUCUGCAAUCUGUGGUUCUUGGGGUGGUCUGUCAGCAUGCACUUUGAACUGCUUCUGCGCACGUUUCUCACCAAAACUGCAAAGCCAUUGGAGACUGUCAUCAUCGACAUGCACUACAUAAACUGCUUUGACCUGUCGCUUGGGCUGCAGGGGGAUCAGCCAGGCAUAAUUAACAGCAACCUGGAUCAUCUGCAGGUCCCGAGGCUCUCAGCCAAUGAACUCCAGGCGCUAACCAUUCACUCGAUCACCACGCAUCUGUUCUGGCAUAGAUUCUACGCUCUCCCUAAUGCACAUGUAUUGGAGUUUUCUGCCCUGCGCAGUCUGUCGCUGCGUUUCUCGAGCUCGCUAAUGACUGUGCCAAGGCUGAGUGCCCGCUACCAGCAAAUCAAGUUCCCCUGCCUAACCAAGCUCAGCCUGGAAUGCAGCGGUUUCAGCGCCACCGAGUUCCUGGAAAUAUUCCCCAGGCACCAGAUCCAAGUUCUGGAGGUGCGUGGCAACUGGGAUCAGUUGGAUGUUUCGCCAUUUGUCAACCUGAAGCGACUCGCCAUAGGUGACAUUCCGAAUAACCAUCCGCGCUGGUUCAACAACUCGCUCUGCACUGCCCAAGUCAGGCUCGUGUGCCUGGAGAUAUACUCUCUGCAGUCAUACGAUUUGCCGCAUCUUCUGAAACUGCCAGCCCUUGCAGGGCUGACUAGAUUGGGGGUUGUCUGCACGACCGCAUCAACACUGAUUCCAGGGUUCCUGUUUCCUGAUGCUUUGUAUUCCGACGGUUAUACGCCGCUACAUCGUGGCAUAAAAUACGUGUCCGUGCAUGGACCAGUGCAUAGUUCAGACAUUAAUCGGCGGUGUAUCCAGCAGCUGGUGUGCCUGUUUGGGGCUGGCCCAAGCUUCAAUUGGUGA